GCGGUUGGGAAGCGUGGCGCACUUGUACUCCACUCUCUUCCUACGUGACUGAAACGGCGAGCGUGUUGCAGGGAGCCGGACGCAGCGCGAGGCGCUCCGGUGUUAAACAUGGCCCGUUUGCUUGCACACUACACCUCUUUGGCAGUUCGACGAACACCCGCCAGAUUAAUUCCGUCCGCAGGCCAUCGACAGCGACUUUGCCCAGUUUGCACAAAUUCAGGCACAAGCUCUCUUACGCGAUACGAUGACGCGCAAGUGGCCACAGACUGGAAGAAGAGGUUGACCCCAGAGCAGUAUGUGGUGACCAGGGAGAAAGGUACAGAGGUGCCGUUCAGUGGGAUCUACCUGAACCACACGGAGGAGGGAAUGUACCACUGUGUCUGCUGCGACACACCCCUCUUCAGCUCUGCAGCCAAGUAUGACUCCGGGACAGGUUGGCCAUCUUUCUGCGAGGCCCAUGGAACAUGGGAACAUGACGAGAGCCAUGCCAACAUUCUGCGUCGCCCGGACAACUCGCUGGGCAGUGAGGCAACAGAAGUCAUCUGCAAACAGUGCGAUGCCCAUCUUGGUCAUGUGUUUGAUGAUGGACCGGAUCCCACCGGCCAGCGGUUCUGCAUCAACAGCUUGGCUUUGAAUUUCAGACCCAAAACCAACAAACGUAGCUGUGAUAUGUAACACACCGAAGAGUCCAACAUCUGUCUAUGUGCAGUAAUAUGAUGGAGCUGCCAAUAUUUGCUCUACAGUCCAGACACAAACCUCACGUCCCACAAUAUUAGUUUUCUAUAAUUUCUCUAGGCUGUUCUUUGCAGAUUGUUGUUUGCUAUUUUGUCACAAACUACUUCACUACAAUAAAACCAUUUGGACAAAAUAUGAACA
Messenger RNA from Scleropages formosus (Asian bonytongue), 876 nucleotides. It is a transcript of the gene msrb2, whose product is annotated as methionine sulfoxide reductase B2. Lineage: Eukaryota; Metazoa; Chordata; Actinopteri; Osteoglossiformes; Osteoglossidae. The transcript has 5 exons. Gene Ontology annotation, cellular component: cytoplasm. Gene Ontology annotation, biological process: response to oxidative stress; protein repair. Bases 109 to 675 code for a protein of 188 amino acids. The record is from RefSeq and is a predicted model, not a curated record. Gene Ontology annotation, molecular function: peptide-methionine (R)-S-oxide reductase activity.